AGAAGAAGCAGAAGGAUCAAAGAUGGCCGCCCUCGGAGCUCAGUCCUCUGUCAGUGAUCUCGUCCAGGUUCUGAUGGAUGUUUAUCGGUCUUUUCUCAGCGGGUCCGGUCCCGAACCGAGCUGCCGGGACGUCGCGGUUCUGAUUCGCUCGGGUCUGAGUGGACGGGUGCCGGGAGGGGCCACGUGCUGGGAGCUGACCUCCAUCAGUCUGGGUCUGGUGAAGAAGCUCUGCGGGAGUCCGGUUCUUCAGAACCUCCCUGCAGAGUCCACGGUCCGCUGGGAGGAGGUCCUGAGGGUCCUGGUGGAAGACCUGGGUCUGAUGUCUCAGCUGGUCCAGCUGCUGCGGGCUGAGGACCAGCUGGUCUCACAUCUGGCAGCAAAGACCGUGUCGGUCUGCGUCCUCCAGCUCCUGAGGACUUCUGGGGACGUGAGUCCUGAGUGGCAGGAGACGUGUGUCCAGGCCUUCAGCAGCUCCUGUCCUCCUGCAGAGCUGGACCCCUGUCUCUGGUCCCUGACAGAGGUCCUUAAAACUCUUCUGAAAGGAUCUGAUCCAGAAACCGUUGGGGGUCUGGUUUCUCGGUUGGAACCCGGUCUCAGGAUUCUGUGUUCCAAACUGAUCCCUGAACCCAGUCCAGAACCCGAGCCAUGUUGGACUGGUUUUACCUUCAGGAGGUCCUGGAAAACCACCUUCUGCCUCCUGCUGGACCUGCUGGAGGUUCUGGCUGCAUCCAGGUCUGUUGUUGGACCGGAGGUCUGCCAGAGACCGGCCCAGGUCCAGUUCUCAGCCCUCCUGGCAGCGGUCAGCGGCUCGCAGGGCUUCGUUCAAGACCGGACUCUGCUGCUCCUGAAGAGAGUCCUCCUGCAGGGGCCCGGGGACGACUGGUCUCUGGGGGGACUGAAGUCCAGAGACCUGGACCCUGACCUGAGGGUUCUGGCCUGGAGCGUGCUGGCAGCGGUGACCCACGGCUGGCUGCAGACCGUCCAGGUAGAACCGGGCGGGUUCUUUGGAGGGACCCGACCCGUCCCAGGAGACGAGGACCAGAAACCAGGAGGUGUGACGCUUCGAGCCGUUGGCCUGGUUCUGCUCCGGUCCACAGAAGUCCACGUCCAAACACUGGACUCAGCAGGAGAGGACAGAGUCUCUCAGGUCUGUGGACACGUCCACAGGCUGUGGGACUUCCUGGAACGGUUCAGUGGGUCUCUGAGGGUCCGUCACCUCUGCUGCUGGAUCCAUGUUCUGUUUGAGGACCAGGAUGAUGAUCUGAUGGAGGCUCUCAGGACAUGUCUGUCCUUAUUCCUCAUUUACAG
Molecule: messenger RNA, 1308 nt
Organism: Austrofundulus limnaeus
Lineage: Eukaryota; Metazoa; Chordata; Actinopteri; Cyprinodontiformes; Rivulidae
Gene: lins1
Product: lines homolog 1
Source: RefSeq, a predicted model, not a curated record